Messenger RNA from Mugil cephalus (flathead mullet), 744 nucleotides. RefSeq names its product mitochondrial ribosomal protein L51 (gene mrpl51). Gene Ontology annotation, biological process: translation. Gene Ontology annotation, cellular component: mitochondrial large ribosomal subunit. Bases 190 to 585 code for a protein of 131 amino acids. The transcript has 4 exons. NCBI's taxonomy places the organism in Eukaryota, Metazoa, Chordata, Actinopteri, Mugiliformes, Mugilidae. The record is from RefSeq and is a predicted model, not a curated record. Gene Ontology annotation, molecular function: structural constituent of ribosome.
CCGAGAAAACACCGCGUUGCAUUGUGGGACACAUAGUAAGAUGGAUGCGGCCGUGAAGAGCAUGUUGAAGCGUCAAUAAAACGCAUAUUUUAGCGUUUUAUCUUCGAAAUCCACGAUUUGUUACAGUGAUAGCGAAUUAUUGCAUUUGAAUACGACUGUCGACACGCGUCCAAAAAGAAAACUACAGCCAUGUCUGUACUGGGAGGUUUGUUGAGGGCUGGCGCGUUCUUCUGUCAAUCUGCUGGGACUCUGCUGCACACAGCCAGGACCAUCUCUACAGGUACGUGCUGUAAGGCAAAGAUGCAUCCCAUUCCUAAGGAAAAGACGGUGGACAGGUGGAAUGAGAAGAGGAGCGCUUACGGAGUUUAUGAUAACAUAGGCAUCUUGGGGGACUUUAAAGCUCAUCCCAAAGACCUAAUUGUGGCGCCCUGCUGGCUGAAGGCUUUCAGAGGUAAUGAGCUACAGCGCCUAAUCAGAAAGAAGAAGAUGGUGGGAGACAGAAUGAUGACUCUGGACAAACACAACUUGGAGAAGAGGAUCCGCUUCCUGUACAGACGCUUCAACCGCACCGGAAAACAUCGUUAACACUGAGCAAACAGUAUGAGGGUGGUGGUGUGAUUUCACCGUGCUUUAGGUUGACAUUUUUUAUAUUAUUGUAUCCAUUCAAAGAGAAUAUUUGUGUCUCUCAGAUUUAUUUCAGUAUUUUUUUCUGGGCAUACUAAUAAACUACAUGUCAGAAAUGAA